This is a messenger RNA of Seriola aureovittata, 4685 nucleotides long. RefSeq names its product vesicle-associated membrane protein 8-like. Gene Ontology annotation, molecular function: SNAP receptor activity; syntaxin binding. Bases 254 to 598 code for a protein of 114 amino acids. Lineage: Eukaryota; Metazoa; Chordata; Actinopteri; Carangiformes; Carangidae. The transcript has 3 exons. Gene Ontology annotation, biological process: SNARE complex assembly; vesicle-mediated transport; vesicle fusion. The record is from RefSeq and is a predicted model, not a curated record. Gene Ontology annotation, cellular component: plasma membrane; SNARE complex.
CAUUGUUUUUCCUGUUCUUAGUGAAUGUAGCACAAGAGCAAAGUUCCUAUGACAUAUUAUCAUUAAUGAUUUAAUGGGAUGUAUUCCCUGUUAAAACAGAUCAGUGAGUGUUCAAUCCCACCCUAAAUCACUUAUGGAGAGAAAGGCUGAUGACAUCACCACUGACGAUGGUUCUGUUACUCCAGUAAUUCAGGUUUAAAUACACUGGCCAUAUUUCAGACUUGGAACAAACACAUCAGGAGACGGGAAAGACAUGGAGCAGGAAGGAAUGGCAGCAGAGCCGGCGCCACAGAACAAGGUGCAGGACUUGAAGGAUCAGAUAAAUGUAGUCACAGACCAGAUGAAGGAAAAUAUGAAGAAAAUCAUUGAAAAAAACGAAAAGGUGGUCAACCUCGUAACCAGGUCAGAGGAAAUGGAAGAAGGGGCUAAACACUUCAAGUACAAGUCUCAGAAAGUGUCUUGCUCCUACUGGUGGAAAAACGUCAAGCUGAAUGUGGUCGUGGUGGUGGUCGUACUCCUCAUCAUUAUCCUCCUCAUCAUCAUCCUGCUGGCCACCGGAGUCAUCCCUACUAAAGUCACUGAGACCUCCAAGCCAUAAACCAACAAAAAUACACAUAGCAUACUUACAAAUACAACUAAAUUAUAAACAAACAUUCCUAUGGCACAAUUUACAAAGUACUAUUCAUUCAAUUCAUUGCAUGUAUCUCUGUGACCCUAAUACAUUUAAAUCUUCACCAGAGACUUAUGUAAAUGUAAUUCAGUGGCUAAUAGAAAUCAUGGGAACACUUUAAAAUGCAGCCUGUAACUUACAAUGCAAUUAUCUUGUAAAUACAUGUAUCAAUAAAAUACGUACAGGACACCAAUAUCAGGGCAAAUAGAGAAUGUAAGACAAAGGUAGUAGACAAGAGGUAAAUUCAGCUAUCUUUUACCGUAUCUUAAAAUGAUGCUAUAUUUUCAAAUAUAUGAUACGUUUUGGCAUCAUGAACAGUAUAAUGUAUAUUAUUAUUGCUGCAAAACAUAAGGCUUUUUUAAAUGAUUUUGAAUUGAUGGUUUGAAUCUGGAUCUGACAAUCUGUGAUAUCAUCAGAUAAAAAACACAGAACCAAAUAAAUAUACUUCCACUAUAUAUACGAUUUAACAAUUUACAUGUUAAUUUUCUACCCACACCUACAAAAUAUUGACACUGUAAUUACAGAAUUUACCAUUACACAUAUGGGAAUGGCAAAAAGAUUUGAGAUGGAAGUGUGGGUUUUCAGAGUAAAGCAGCACUGAGUACAAGUUUAAGAUUAUGUGUAGAUGUAGAUGGCCGUCUUUAAUCUGGAUUGAGUUGGAGAGGAACCAAACGUGUCAUCUGCAAAAACUGGGUAUCACAAGUCUGUUGGAGUAAUGUUAUUGUUAAAUAAAUUGUACAUAAUAAGGGACUGAGCACAGAACCAUGUGCCACCGGGCUAUAAGAUGGAGGCUGAUUUAAAACCAUUGGUACAGAUUGCCUGUAAAUAGUCAAAAAUGAAUAGAACCAGUUUGCACAUAAUCAAUACAAUAAUCCAAACUAAAUCAGAUAAUCUACAAAAAAUUCGGAAGCAAUCCAUAGAAAUUUCUUUUUAUAUUCAUCAAAUCAUUUAUUGUAUGUCAAAGGUUGUGUGCUAUAUAUUUCUAAAUGCUGUAAUUUACUCCUUAACGACUGAUGGGAGGUACACACUCCUCUGUCAAUAUCACACAGUUCUUAAAUGUACAAAUGUCAAUAAGACAAGAUCAGAGUUAAAGAAACUGUUUUGCACAAAAAAUCUGUUGCACACAUAAAAUCGCAUAAUUGUGAAGUCACACAAUCAGCGCCCUUUUAAUGAUGUCAGAUUUAUCUGUCAAAGCUGUUGAGCUUCAAAUAUUCAACCGAGAGCUGGUAGGAAAUGUGAGGUUAUUGAUUCACCACCACCUUCAAUGUCUUUUCAUACACAGGAGAGUUUGAUUUGGGCCAUAGGGUCAAAUCUAGAUGGUCUGUAGAAUGAAUCAUUAUUUUGACUUUUUUCAACUGAGCUCGGAGACCGUGUUCCUGCUUCUGUGAAACUGCAGAUUUAAGUGAAGAGAUGAUUGACCGACAGAAAACAGGCACAGCUUUUUGGUACUUUGGGUGCAUAAAAACAUCACCAGGGUCAGCUGUGAAGAGCUUGUUCCCACACUUCUUGUGUUGGACGACCAGGCUCUUUCAGAGAGAUCAGUUACAGCCCCCCAUGAUUCUCCCUGCUGGGCCCAUGUUAACCAAUAGGUUUCCACAGACACAGCAUAUAAUUUAAAAAUGUUAUGUUAUUCGUGUUCUUUCUUUUUAAUCAAACAUGGACAAAUGAAAGCUGUGUGUGAUUUCUGUACAAACACUGUUUUACAUGGACAUGGACUAACGCCAGUCACAUUACCCUUUCACACACUGAGCUGAUCCAUGCCACGUGAGGCCACAGCUGGAGCAGGUCUGUCACUGUGUCAGAAACCUUUCCAGUGUCUUUAACUGUUUGAUUUGCAAAAUUCACAAGGCCUUUUUCUUUAGACUCGUGAUUUUAAUAGUCUGAUAUAUCUGACAGAGCCGGAGAAGAUCUGUGAAGAAGAAUGAGAUAAACUCCAGGUGUGCAAAGUUUGUAGACACUUUACCCAGGAGGACUCAAAGCUGUAAUUGCUGUUAAAGGAGCUUCUACAAAGUACUGGAUUAAGAGUAUUUUGUUAAAAGGAGUUUAGGAUUUUUAAUAAAAAGUUUUCACUUUGUCAUUAUUGGUAAUUAGUGUGUACUGAUGGCACAAACUGGCAGUUGUGUCCAUUAAAAAGUAAAAAGUGAAGGGGUCUGGAUACUUUCUGAAAACCACUGUUUAUUAAAUACUACAGUAGUAUAUACUUUUACUCUGUAAAAGCUACUUACUAGUUUGUCUGUUGAUUCAUUUAUUUGAGUUUCGAUUAUAUUAAUUAAUUUGUUUAAUUUUUUGAUAAUAUUGUCUUUUGUUAGUCAUUAGUUUCUUUAUAUUAUCUGCUUAUCUAGCAUAGUUAGUUUGGUUGACUAAUAUUUUGUUUAUUUUGGGUAGUACUAUGGGCACAUUAGGUUAUCUAUAUAGGUAGACUGGUUUAGGACCAGCAUGCACCUUGGUGGGCCUAUGCUUUUCUUACAAGACCAGGAGAGGCAGCAGGAAACAUAAUCUCUUUGCUCCUUGGUUUGCUUGCUUGUUUGGAUUAAUAAAUCACAAAGUAUUUUGCCUGCAUAAACCACAUUCCCAUGGUGCCACAGUUGCCCAUUGAAUUUAUGUUGAAUUUAAGAUUGAAGGCAAAUUGCCACUGCAUACUCCUUUGCUGUUUGUUGAAUUGCCACAAGAUGGUGAUGGAGAGUAUGACUGAGGUCUGAGACUUGAGGAAGUAAAUCAGAGGGAAUUCCCAAAAGCUUCCAUGGUGGUUCUUGGUGAAGUUAUAAAGGGCAUGAUGGCACAUGUUCUCACACUGUUGCUUUCUGUUUGGUUUGUUCAAAGGCUAUAAUCACCUUGCAGAACAACACAUUUAACUUUGCAAGCAAUAAAACAAAAGUGGGUCAUACUAGUUUGGGCACUGUGAAGAAUGUAGUAAUAAAAAAAGGGAUGGACAACAAAUCACACCCAGCUGGUGAGAACAGUUGCCAGCAUGUUUUCACCGUGGACACACCUGUGCUCAAAUAAGGACAGAUUAAACUUUAGGUCGAAAUGAUCAAAUAGAUGAAAAUGAGGGUGACCUAUCCCUUCAAUGUAUUUUUUCAGUAUCUUCUAAGAUCCAAAGCCACCUUACAUAUGCCCACCAAACAUCUCAAACUGCACUGAAACCAAACAACCUGUAGAAGAACUACUAAACUCAACAAACAUUCAAGCAUUCAGGUAGACUGUUGAACAGGUCGUAACAGGUUCACCUCUCCUGUUGACUCAACCACAGCGAAUCCCUGCAACUUAUCAGUGUGAAUGUGCUGUUUUGUCAACAAAUGGUGCGUUAGCUAUUAAGGUUUUACCCCCAUGACAAAAGUCCUGGUGAGUUUUUGGAACAGCAGCAUCUCAGACAAACACAAACACACGCAAAAAAAAAAAAAAAAAAAAAAUCCACUGAAAGGCCAUUUGUUACUGAUGGGAAAUCAGCCUAGACUCAUGCUGUUGUAGUCAUGCGGAUGUGAGUCUGCCAUCCAUGGACGAGUAGUAGACAAUGAUCCGAAGGGAGGGUGGUCAGCAUACUGAAUAUGGCCUUUGUAUUUGUGGAGCUUUUCCCAGAAGACGGCCUUUGUUGACCACGUCUCUGACCCAGCCAGCUCUGACCUGACAAAAUCUUAUGUUCUGCCUCAGUUAGAAUAAUGUAGAAUAAUUAUGAUCUGAUGGUAUAUUUACAUUUAUUCAUUUGCCACUUACAGGUGCAUCAAGUAACAUGGAGGGGUCAAGAAAGUUUUUGAGACAGAGCUAAAGAAAGAUAGAAAGACAGAGAGAGAGAGAGAGAGAGAGAGAGUGUGUUGAAAGAGAGAGAAUGAAAUGAAUGAAUAGUAAAAUGAAUGUGAGGUAUAUUUGAAGUUGAUACAGGUUGAAGUUGCUGAUUUUCUCACUGAAUCAUCCUAAUUUACCAUUCAAUUUUAAAUACUAUUAGAAUACUAUACUAUACUAGACUAUAUGAGACAUUGUACACUACAUACUACACUAAGCUAUACUAUAGUAUACUACA